AUGAAGCCUGCGGAUGGCUCCAUGUCUCGCAUGCUGGAAGGCAAUUCCCUGGAACUCCUGACCAAACUGGCCAUUCUGGGCAUUUGUAUUGAGCCGACUUUGGUGCCGUCCGUGGCAGCCUCGCCUGCAGGUCCCCAUCACCGUCGUGAGGCCAAGCCCGCCAACGCAACAGGACAGUUCCCCAAGCCGGAUGAUCCCUUCAACUUUAUACCUUGCCUCUCAAACACCACUAUCGAAGGCAUCCCGCUGCUGAACGAUACAAAUCCCAAGGAGACGUGGGAAAAGGCGUUUGACCCCAACCCGGACAAGUGGGUUUGGGGUGAAGCGCCUGACAAUUCGACAACACCUGGUUCCUCGAAUUCCACCGACCGGUAUAAAGAAAGGGGCCUCUACCUUUGUGGAUACAUGGACGUCCCCAUGGACUACCUCAACAAGUCGGAUACGCGAAUCCAGCGCCUGGCCGUCAACAAAUAUCAAGUGUCCGGUCUUGGAGCCAAGAGCGCGAGAACCAUCGUGGUGAACCCCGGGGGCCCCGGGGGAAGUGGUGUGGGAAUGGUUUUUGGUGGCGGGAGCACACUUUCGGAAGAAAUGAGCAAUGGAUUGUUCGACGUGCUCGGCUUUGACCCUCGCGGCGUGGGACUGUCGCAGCCCGCCCUAGAUUGCUAUCCUGCUGCGCUCCAGGAUCGUUGGAGCCUGGCGGCGCUCCAGGAUCGUUGGAGCCUGGCGGUUGGCAAAGAUCUCAAAGAGUCCCCGUCCCCUCGCCAGCAAUUGGAGGUGGUCAACGCCGUGAAUGACGCCAGGUUCAAGGCCUGCUUUGAGCAACUCGGCGACGUCCCCCGAUUUGUCUCGACGGCGUCCGUCGCCCGCGACGUCGAGGCGAUUCGCGUUGCCCUUGGAGAGCCAGAGCUAACGGGACUCAUGAUAAGCUACGGCACCACGCUUGGUCAAAUCUACGCCAACAUGUUCCCCGACAAAGUGGGACGCCUUGUCCUGGACGGCGUCGACUACUCCAGAAAGCACAGAUUCACGGGAGGGUACGCAGCCACUGCGGUCCACGGCACAACGGCUGCUUGGAACGAAGGCUUCCUGGGAGAAUGUGUCGCCGCCGGCCCCGGCAAAUGCGCCCUUGCCAAGGCAGCUAAUGGCUCCGAGGCGACCUUGGACAGCUUAAAGGCAAGGAUGGCUAGGCUCCUUGACGGAUUGGCCAGGCGUCCGAUACCAGCAUACCACGAGGAGGCCGGGCCGGUGAUUAUUACAUACGGCACCAUGAUGGGGGUGAUUGGAGGUGCGCUCUAUAAUCCGCGUUUCUGGCCAGAGCUGGCUCAAAUGCUCGCGGAUUUGGAAUCUGGCAACACUACAGCGGCUGCCUCUGUGGCACAUGGACAAUUCCAGUACAAACCACACGAGCCUCAAAAGCCUCUGGGUUUCGCGAAUGAGCUCCUGUACAUGGUGGUAUGCGGAGACGCGAGCGGCGACGGCCCUCCUGCCAGCGGCCUCGACUUUUGGGAAUCCCUCUGGCGCAACCUGACUGAAAAGAGCUUCCUGACCGGAGGGGGAAAUUUUGGAACCGUGUUCCCGUGCCAAAACUACAACAAGUACUGGCCAAAGGGCGCAGCGUUGUAUCAAGGCGACUUGAAUAACACCCUCAAGCACCCAAUCUUGCUUGUCGCGGAAACACACGAUCCUGUUACGCCCCUCCAAAAUGCUCGCGAGCUUCACGAGGAAAUGGGCGUGAGAAAUGCCAGGCUGGUCGUACACCAUGGGUAUGGGCAUGCUUCAUUAAACGAUCCAUCAGACUGUACCAAGGCUCUUGUUCGUGGAUACCUGCUGAAUGGCACUAUUCCAGAGACGAGAGAGACCGAGUGCUACGCCAAUGGCAAGCCGUACCGCUACUCUAAUAGUACAAACCAGAAGCGAUCCUUGCCCAUGAUUGGCAACGUACCCAUGAGGCUUCCUCUCUAG
Messenger RNA from Metarhizium acridum CQMa 102, 1962 nucleotides. NCBI's taxonomy places the organism in Eukaryota, Fungi, Ascomycota, Sordariomycetes, Hypocreales, Clavicipitaceae. The record is from RefSeq and is a predicted model, not a curated record.